This is a messenger RNA of Pleurotus ostreatus (oyster mushroom), 537 nucleotides long. RefSeq names its product Cytochrome c oxidase subunit 5A (gene COX5A). The coding region runs from base 1 to 537 and encodes 178 amino acids. The transcript is spliced from 4 exons. The record is from RefSeq and is a predicted model, not a curated record. Lineage: Eukaryota; Fungi; Basidiomycota; Agaricomycetes; Agaricales; Pleurotaceae. Gene Ontology annotation, biological process: mitochondrial electron transport, cytochrome c to oxygen.
AUGCAGGCUGCAGCUCGUCUGGCGAGGAUUCCUAGGUUGGCCAUCCAGAGGACCGCCGCCGUUCGUUGCAUGGCCACCGCCGCGUCCCAUGUAUCGGCCUCCGCGUCGCCGUCUUCCACCCCCAAGCAGUCCGUGAUUCCACUGGGCAACGUCGAGGCGCAAUGGGCAAACCUGAACCAGGACGACAAGUCUCUGGUCAUCGAGCAGCUCGAGGAACUGCAGAAGAAGGACUGGAAACAGUUGUCCAUUGACGAGAAAAAGGCUGCCUACUACGUUGCCUUUGGUCCUCACGGCCCUCGAACUCCUAUACAUCCCCCCGGUACGAUCCUAAAGAUUUUCCUUGGAACCAUGGGUCUAGUAGGCGCUGCCGGCGCCUUGUUCCUGGCACUCCGUCAAAUGGCUCCACCUCCACCAAAGACUUUGACGAAGGAGUGGGAGGAGGCUUCCAACGAGCGUGCUAUCGAACAGAAAAUGAACCCUAUUACAGGUAUCACAUCGGAGGGUUACAGCGGGAAGGGUUUCGUACAACACAAGUAG